AUGGAUGCAUAUUUCAUUGAUCAUGGAUUUGAAAGGAGCAAAAGUGAGUCUACCUUGUACGUGAAGACUCAAGAUACAUCUACUCUCAUUGUUGCUUUAUAUGUUGAUGCUUUGCUGUUUUGUGGUGAUGAUGAGAAGAUGAUACAUGAUUUUAAAAUUGAGAUGAUGAAGAGAUAUGAAAUGAGUGAUAUGGGGCUGCUACAUCAUUUCUUGGGUAUGGAGAUAUACCAAGAAAAUGAUGGAGUGUUUAUUUGUCAGAGAAAGUAUGCGGAAAAUAUCCUAAAAAAGUUUGGAAUGAGUGAUUGCAACCCAACUUUGAUUCCAUUGGCGGUGAAUCAGAAAAUGAAGAAAGAAGAUGGUGAAAAGAAGAUUGAUGCUUGUAUCUAUCGAAGUAUGUCCGAGUCAACUCUAUCUUGGUGCAACAAAGAGAGAGUUCUUAGAUACAUCAAAGACCUAACAAAUUUUGGUAUCAAGUAUGUCAAAGGUGCCCAAGUUAAUUUGCAAGGUUAUUGUGAUAGCGAUUGGGCCGGAUGUUUGGAUGAUAUGAAGAGUACUACGGGUCACUCAUUUUCUCUUGGUUCAAGUGUGUUUUCUUGGACUUCAAAGAAGCAGGAGAGUGUGGCACAGUCAACUGCCGAAGCUGGAUAUGUUGCAGCUGCUAUGGCGACAUCACAUGUGUAUUGGCUAAGAAAGAUUCUUGGCGAUAUUGGAAUGAACCGCACUCGACACAUCAACAUCAAAUAUCAUUUCAUCCGAGAAGCCAUUGAAGAAUGUGAAGUUCAGCUCACAUUUUCCAAGUCCGAAGAUCAAGUGGCAGACAUCUUCACCAAAUCACUUCCAAAGGAAAAGUUUUUCAAGUUCAGAGAGCUUCUUGGUGUCAUGGAGCAUCACAUUAAGAGGGAGAACUGUAGUUAA
Molecule: messenger RNA, 915 nt
Organism: Salvia splendens (bonfire salvia)
Lineage: Eukaryota; Viridiplantae; Streptophyta; Magnoliopsida; Lamiales; Lamiaceae
Exons: 3
Coding region: 1-915 (304 amino acids)
Source: RefSeq, a predicted model, not a curated record